This is a messenger RNA of Pristis pectinata (smalltooth sawfish), 2957 nucleotides long. It is a transcript of the gene snx16, whose product is annotated as sorting nexin 16. The transcript is spliced from 9 exons. Gene Ontology annotation, biological process: early endosome to late endosome transport; endosome to lysosome transport; protein targeting to lysosome. The record is from RefSeq and is a predicted model, not a curated record. Gene Ontology annotation, cellular component: early endosome; late endosome; extrinsic component of endosome membrane. Bases 532 to 1569 code for a protein of 345 amino acids. Gene Ontology annotation, molecular function: phosphatidylinositol binding. NCBI's taxonomy places the organism in Eukaryota, Metazoa, Chordata, Chondrichthyes, Rhinopristiformes, Pristidae.
GGGAUGGUGGUGGUCUGGUGUUAACCCUCCUCCUUCCUCUUCCCUCCCCCCCCGUAGCGAAGGGGUUGGCUGUGCCUUGCGCAGGAGCCUGGGAUUUGCCCCGCUGUUGUUGUUGUUGCUCCAGGCGGUGCGCGUGAUGCUGUUUGUUUGUCCCGCUUGUUACCCCCCGUUCCACAGCUCGCGCCGCGGCUCCCGGGCCAACGUUCCAAACCGGCAACCCGUCAGCUCCCGCCAGUCCAGGGCCGGCCGCAGCGCCGGCGCCAGCGACUGCUCCCGAAAACGCCGUCAACGUUGGCACAAGUCCGGUGUGUGCUGGCCCCGUGCUCGGUUACUGCAGAGUUGCAUCGGAGGGUCUCCUGACCGAAGUGAAGAGACUGGGGAAACAUUGCAAUAAUUUAUAGUUCGGUGGUUCACCUUUGCACCCGGGCCAAGAUGGAGUGUCAAAGACCUUGAAAGUUCAUAAACCUGUUCCAUUGGAGGUGCCAUGUGUUGAGAGAGGAAACUGGUUCCAGAAGACUUCCUGGUAGAAGGAUGACUACUUCAUUUGUUCCUGUACCCCUACCUGUGGGGAAUCCCUCUUCUGGAACACCUGCAAAUAAAAGUCGGAGGAGUUCUUCACUUCAGUCUUUGGACAGUGUAUCCACCAGUUCUAACUCAUCAAAGAGUCAAGGGAGCAGUUUACAUUCUGGUGGAUUUAGAAAGACUGUUACUUCUGAGCACCUAGAUUCCACAAACAUGAUAAAUAACAACAGCCCUUCAUUAAGAACUAGACUCAAUGGUACAAACCCGACAAUUGAAUAUUCUUCCAGACCUGAGGAGUCCGAUUCAGCAAACUGGGAAGAGAGACCUGCUACACCUACUAUGUUGGGAUAUGAAGUUAUGGAAGAAAGGGCAAAAUUCACGGUUUACAAGAUACUUGUGAAAAAUCAUCUGGAAGAAAACUGGGUGGUUUUCAGGAGAUAUACAGAUUUUUCACGACUAAAUGAUAAGUUGAAGGAGAUGUUUCCUGGUUUUCGUCUCGCACUUCCUCCCAAACGUUGGUUCAAGGAUAAUUACGACCCUAACUUUCUAGAAGAACGUCAACUUGGCCUUCAAGCAUUUCUGCAAAAUCUAGUAGCACACAAAGAUAUUGCUAACAGCACUUCAGUGAGGGAGUUUUUGUGUCUGGAUGAUCCGCCAGGUCCCUUUGACAGUCUAGAAGAGAGUAGGGCAUUCUGUGAAACCUUGGAAGAAACUAACUACAGACUGCAAAAGGAGCUUGCUGACAAACAGAAAGAAGUUGAAGCUUUGAAGAGAUUGCUGGAAGAAAAACAUCUUCAUAUAGAAUUUUUAGAAAGUAGAGUAAGGGAAUUAUCCUUGGAACAAGAAAACACCCGUAGACCCUCUGGGCAGGAGAGUGAAUGUAGUGGGGAAGUUGAGUCCUCAGCAGUUGAAGCUGACCAAGCUGUAAUAGAAGAUAACAGUUUGGGGAUGGAGUCUGAUAUAGAACAAACUGCAGCCUGUCAGAACAGUCCCAUAACUGAAGCUUCAUCCGUAGAAGAAGCCCAAGCUGCUGAAGAAGACAAAUAGAACACCAAGCAUUAGUAUUUGUUGAUGCUGAUGGUUAAUCUUGCUGGUAAUAUAACCAUAGCUGUAGCUGGAAUACAGCAAAAGGCUUUGUCUCUAAUUUGUUAUUUGUGUAUAUUUUUAGGAUUUGCCAUUCUUCCAUAACUAAAUAUCUCAAUAUAUUUUUGCUUGAUGCAACAGAUUUUAUUAAUCUGCUCUGCUAGGCUUCCUUGUGCAAUUAAGCUCAAUCACUUAUUCACAAUUUGGGCUAUUGGUUCUAUUGUAGAUACAUUGUCUUGUAACAUUUUAGUUUUCUGUAAGCUGCAUUCAGUUUGUAUCUGGAAAUAUGCAGGAAUAAGUUUAACUUGCAUUACACAAUGAUGCAAGUGAUAUUACAACUUGAGUAAUCCAAGCCAUAGUUGCCCUGCAACAUACAAGCAGUUUUCCAGAACUAAGUAAAUGGAGAUGUCUGAAUGUUCUACAUAGAAUAAUGUUGGAUUUCUCCAAAACUAAAGUGCAAGAUUUCAAUGGGUCUCAUUAUAACUCGAAUUGAAGCUGAAUGUCUAAAUGUUGUCUCAGCAAUAGAAGUUGCUUAAGUGAAUGGGCGCAAAUGCAGUAUGUAAUUUUUUUAGUUCUGUUCCCUAAGCUUUAAAUUUUUAUCGUAGGCAAAUGUUAUCAGUUUUGUCACUUUUUCCAAGCUAGCUAGAGUUAAUCUCCAAAAGGUUUUGAUUUGACAAUCCAAUAAUGUGUAUGGCAGUAGCUUGCUAAGUACUGACAAGGAAACAACAUUCACCAGGUUUUAUGGUGCACUUCAUAUUAGAAUAUUCUGCCGAGUAUCAUUGGUAGAAGACACGUUAGAUAUAUGGUGCCUUUUAACUGUUGCAAUCAAAGUAACUAGUUCUGCUUCAUUAAUGUUGGUUCAUUAGAGUUGCAUGCCUUGGUUAUGCUAAGUGCCUUGUUUCUCUGGAUUUGCAGGAGUUGUAACCACAUUUGUCAAUUGCUUUUAUUUCAUUUGUUUUGCUUCAACUAAUAUUUGUUGCUGAGAAUUUAUUAUUGGCUAGUUACAAAGCCAAGGUGUAGGAUAUUUUGAGUAUACCAGAACUGCCUGAUUUUUUUUAAAUUGGAUGUAUUUUUAAUUUAUGCUGGUGAUUGAGUUGCAAAACCCCUAAAGGACUUUUAACUGAAGUGUGGGUGUAAUCUUCCACUGGAAAUCUUGGUGUCAUGUGUUGUUAUACAUGGAGUGCCAAAUUUGAAGAUUUUACUGCAUGACUUAAAUUACAGGCAACCAUGUGGUUACCCCACCAUAAUAAGAACAUUUUGUGCAGAAACAAAUACAGCUUUCUGAAAUUUGCAUGUUUGAAUUGAACAAAGUAUGCUGUUUUAUUUUAAAUAAAGAUUUUUUUUAGCCAAUU